This is a messenger RNA of Phalaenopsis equestris, 793 nucleotides long. RefSeq lists its product as uncharacterized. The record is from RefSeq and is a predicted model, not a curated record. Lineage: Eukaryota; Viridiplantae; Streptophyta; Magnoliopsida; Asparagales; Orchidaceae. Bases 79 to 705 code for a protein of 208 amino acids. The transcript has 2 exons.
AACCUGAAGGCAAGAAUAAGAGUCCACUGAGGAUCAUGCAAAAGCAGGGAUGACUAAAUAGUACUGCUGGAGGAGAAGAUGUCGCUGGUGUUAUCAGUAAUGAAAAACAAGACUGGACCAACUAUGGGUUUAAACCAGCACAAAUCCGGAUUACCUUUCUUUAUUCAUAGCGAAAAAAAGGACCAGUCAGAUGUGGAGGCGGAAGCAUCUUCACAAAGUUCUUCAAUCGGGGUAUUGUCUUCUUCUUCAUCCAUACAUGAGGAUGAAAGGGGAGAUGAGGUACAGAGCAAGCUAAAAAAUGAGGGCCUUUUUGCCACUCUGACUUCUUUGGAAGAGACCCUUCCUAUCAAGAGAGGAUUAUCAAAAUUUUUCUCUGGCAAAUCAAGAUCAUUUGCUAGCCUCGCAGAGGCUACUUCCUGCAAUGCGACGGAUCUGGUGAAGCCGGAGAAUCCCUUCAAUAAACGCAGGAGAGUUCUUGUGUCCUGCAAGGCUUCAUGGAGGGGACGAGCUCCUUGCACUUCACUUGUAACAUCCUUUUCUCCUUUCCUCUGUCCUGGUUUUGUAAAAGAAGAUGAGGUGGAAAAUGAAGAGGAAGAAGUGGAGCAGGAGUGGGGAACAGGCUUUCCCUUUGCUCCUAUCCCAACUUUAAGAAAUAGGUUAAGGAAGCCCAGAACACACUUUUUUUCAGAUGUUCAAAAGCUCUAGUUCUUUUAAAUUGGAGAUCAAAUAAGCAAGUUCUUGAUCUCUGUCUUGUUAAAUUUUUCUCAAUUAAUUUACUUCUUAUUAUUCGCAA